Molecule: messenger RNA, 1326 nt
Organism: Cryphonectria parasitica EP155
Lineage: Eukaryota; Fungi; Ascomycota; Sordariomycetes; Diaporthales; Cryphonectriaceae
Product: SGNH hydrolase
Exons: 2
Coding region: 1-1326 (441 amino acids)
Source: RefSeq, a predicted model, not a curated record
AUGGUUGGUUCAAUCUUCAAGACCGCGCUGGCGACUCUCGUCGCCCUCCAGGCACGGGCUGUAGAGGGCGCGCAACGCAGCUCGAGCCCGAAGAGCCACUGGGUCGACAUUUGGGGCUCCAUGCCACAGCUGGUCGAGUACACAAACAUGCCGCCGCCUCCUUUCAACGAAUCUGGCAUCGUUUUUCAGAAUGCCUCGCUGCGGCAGACCAUCUUCAUCACGCAGUCGGCGCCCACGAUCCGUCUGGUCAUCUCCAACGCCUUUGGCGGCUCGGACCUGCCCAUCUCGUCGGCCACCCUGGCUGUGCCUCUGAACGGCUCGGCAGGGACGUCGGCCAUCAAGCCCGAGUCCCUAGCACAGGUGACUUGGUCGGGCGGCCUGACCAACAUCACGAUCCCGGACGGCGCCCGCGCGAUCUCAGACCCCAUCCAAUACCCGGCCACGGCGCAGGAGAUCCUCACGAUCAGCAUGUACCUCGCGACAGGACAGACCACCAAUCUCAUCACAGGCCACCCGGGGUCUCGGACCAACUCGUACUAUUCCCCUGGCAACGUGACCGCCCUGGCUGAUGUGGCGACCCUCAACGCGACCCAGACGAGCCAGCACUGGUACUUUAUCUCAGCGGUCGAGGGCUAUCUGCCCACGUCACUCGGGACACGUGCCAUCUCCAUCAUCGGUGACUCCAUCACGGACGGGCGCGAGAGCGACAACAACGAAAACGACCGGUGGCCAGAUAAUGUCCUGCGCAGGCUCCAGGCGCCCAACGCCACGGCUGUGCAGAAGAACAUCGCGGUGAUCAACCAGGCGGCCGGCGGGAACCGCGUGCUCUACGACGGCAACGGACCCAACGCCCUGGGGCGGGUGGACAGGGACGUGCUGGCGCAGUCUGGCGUGACGUACGCCAUGGUGUUCGAGGGCGUCAACGACAUCGGCACGGCGGGGACGGACGCGGCCAGCCAGGCCAAUGUGGGCGACAGGCUGAUUUCGGCAUUUGAUCAGAUGAUCUCCAUGGUACACGCCAAGAACAUCCCCAUGUUCGGAGCAACCAUCACGCCGUUCGGGGGCGAGGGACAGGCAUACAGCGACCCGAACCGCGAGGCGACAAGGCAGCGGGUGAACAAGUGGAUUCGAGAGUCUGGGCGGUACGAUGCGGUCGUGGACUUCGACGCGGUGAUUCGGGACCCGGCCAACGUCAGUAUUAUCAACCCAGAAUAUGAUUCGGGUGACCACCUUCAUCCAAACGAGCUGGGAUACACGCUCAUGGCCGAGGCAUUUGACCUGAGCCUGUUCGAUAAGUACCAAAACGGGGUGGAAGAAAGAAUAUAG